AUGGCUGAGCUCUGCAGCCAGGCCAUGGUGAGAUAUGGGCAGCUGUCCUCGGAGAAGGAAAAGUGGCAGGCUGUGAAUGCAGUGACCUAUGAUGAUGUGCAUGUGAACUUCACCCCGGAAGAGUGGGCUUUACUGGACCCUUCCCAGAAGAAUCUCUACAAGGAUGUGAUGCUGGAGACCUUCAUGAACCUCACCGCUAUUGGAUGCACUUGGGAAGAUCAAAAUAUUGAAGAGCAUUCUCAAAGUUCUAGAGGACAUGGAAGUCUUCAAGAACAUAAAAGAAUACAUACUGGAGAGAAACCCUAUGAAUGCAGUCAGUGUGGUAAAACUUUUACAUAUAACAGUCAUCUUCAAAGUCAUAACAGAACACAUACUAAAGAAAAACCCUAUGAAUGUAAUCAGUGUGGUAAAGCUUUUACACAUCCCAGAAGUCUUCAAGAACAUAAAAGAAUACACACUGGAGAGAAGCUCUUUGAAUGUAAUCAGUGUGGUAAAGCUUUUACACGUCCCAGCAGUCUUCAAGAACAUAAAAGAAUGCAUACUGGAGAGAAACCCUAUGAAUGCAGUCAGUGUGGUAAAGCUUUUACACGUCCCAGAAGUCUUCAAGAACAUAAAAGAAUACAUACUGGAGAGAAACCCUAUGAAUGGAAUCAGUGUGGUAAAGCUUUUACAUAUAACAGUCAUCUUCAAAGUCAUAACAGAACACAUACUAAAGAAAAACCCUAUGAAUGUAAUCAGUGUGGUAAAGCUUUUACACGUCCCAAUAGUCUUCAAGAACAUAAAAGAAUACACACUGGAGAGAAGCUCUUUGAAUGUAAUCAGUGUGGUAAAGCUUUUACACGUCCCAGCAGUCUUCAAGAACAUAAAAGAAUGCAUACUGGAGAGAAACCCUAUGAAUGCAGUCAGUGUGGUAAAACUUUUACACGUCCCAGAAGUCUUCAAGAACAUAACAGAACACAUACUGGAGAGAAACUCUUUGAAUGUAAUCAGUGUGGUAAAGCUUUUACACGUCCCAGAAGUCUUCAAGAACAUAAAAGAAUACAUACUGGAGAGAAACCCUAUGAAUGGAAUCAGUGUGGUAAAGCUUUUACAUAUAACAGUCAUCUUCAAAGUCAUAACAGAACACAUACUAAAGAAAAACCCUAUGAAUGUAAUCAGUGUGGUAAAGCUUUUACACGUCCCAGCAGUCUUCAAGAACAUAACAGAACACAUACUGGAGAGAAACCCUAUGAAUGGAAUCAGUGUGGUAAAGCUUUUACAUAUAACAGUCAUCUUCAAAGUCAUAACAGAACACAUACUAAAGAAAAACCCUAUGAAUGUAAUCAGUGUGGUAAAGCUUUUACACGUCCCAGCAGUCUUCAAGAACAUAACAGAACACAUACUGGAGAGAAACUCUAUGAAUGCAGUCAGUGUGGUAAAGCUUUUACACGUCCCAGUAGUCUUCAAGAUCAUAAAAGAAUACACACUGGAGAGAAACCCUAUGGAUGCAAUCAGUGUGGUAAAGCUUUUACACGUCCCAGUCAUCUGCAAAGUCAUAACAGAACACAUACUGGAGAG
Chionomys nivalis (European snow vole) is the source of this 1557-nucleotide messenger RNA. Its product is annotated as zinc finger protein 709-like. The transcript has 5 exons. The record is from RefSeq and is a predicted model, not a curated record. The annotation marks the transcript as partial. NCBI's taxonomy places the organism in Eukaryota, Metazoa, Chordata, Mammalia, Rodentia, Cricetidae. Gene Ontology annotation, biological process: regulation of transcription by RNA polymerase II. Gene Ontology annotation, molecular function: DNA-binding transcription factor activity; RNA polymerase II cis-regulatory region sequence-specific DNA binding.